UGGAUAUUUGUAGCUGGUAAUCAAGGUAUUCCCGGAAGAGAUAAUGUCUCCUUGAAUCAUGAUCAAGAUAGCCUAGAUGUAUCAGAUUGGACCUUGCCGUAAGAAAUUGAAAGAACAUGAUAGAAAAUCCAGGUCAAAAUUGACAAAACGAAAGUGAAAAUGAAUCAUAUUUAGCCUAGAAUUAUGAAGAAUUUAUGCCAUAGGAAUCUAAGUGACUGCACAUCAUCAUCAUGAAAUCUAACAGGGGUAGCCCCUUUUGUGAGAAAUCCAAAUGACAUGUCGUCAACAAUAGAGGAAGAGGUAGAAAAACAGCAAAGGACAACUGAUCUGAAGGGUUGGCAUUGCCCAGUAGAGACCAAUAAUGAAGAAGAGCCAUCAACCCCUUACGAGGGUGUCAAACUUCAAAUCGAAGAUGUCCGGAGUCUCUCAGAGGGUGUCAAAAAUGAUAUUCACAGCAUUGAAGAAGAUGCAACCAACUCAGAAUUGGAGGAGAAAACACCUAGGAUAAGUGUCAAUACAAUGUCAUAUGCUGAUAUCGUUGAGAGUGACCCUAAACGUGUAUGUGGGAUUACAAGAGCUCUCAAUACAGCAGUUCACCAAACAGAUAAAGAGGUAGAACAAUUUUGGUGCAAUUUUUGCAAGUUCAAAUGUAUUGAUUCAACUUUAUUCAACCAGCAUGUAGCCACACAUGUCUUUAUGUGUAAAUUCUGUAAUUACGCUGGUUUUACAAGGCUCGAAAUCCUCCAGCACAAUUUGUUUCAACAUAAUAAUAAAGAUGCAACUCAGCAUAAGUUCUGUUCUGCUGAAAUAAAUGGAUUAGAGGAAGAAAGAGAGAUUGUUGGAAAAAAUGUUGCCAGAGUUGGUUCAUAUGGAGAAAGAAAGGAUAUUGCUAAAAAGUCUGUGCUUACUAGUAUUGAAGAUAUGAGUAUGAAAUGCAAGUGGUGCACAUUCUCAACUAUUGGUUGUGAAUCUUUAUAUAGCCAUGUCACUACAUGGCAUGGUUGCAGCAGUAAUGCAACAGAAGAAUGCAGAUUCUGUUCUUUCAAAAAUCAUGAUAUAAAUGUCUUGAACAUCCACAUUAUGAUCUUUCACACAGAAUUAAUUAAGGAUGCAAAAUUCUCCUGUGUUGAAUGCAAUACUGCAUCUGAAAUGACUAUGAAAGAAAUGGAAUCCCAUAUACAUCAUAAGUCAUUUACAGCUAGAAAAUCUUUGAUGUAUGGGUGUUUUUUGUGUAAGUUUAAUUCAUAUAGAAAUGAGCAGCUUCCAUACAGAGUUUUAGCUCAUGUUAUGAAACAGCAUGGCUGUAAAAGAAUUAAAUUUAUGCAAAACUCCAUCAUUAAAAGCAAGUAUGAUGAUUUGAUUGAUAAAUUGAAAAAUUGUGAUGAUCAUAACUAUACAGAGGUAAUGCAAUCACCAUCCUCCACUCCUCCGAUGAGUUGCCAUAUCUGUUCAGAGAAAUUCUUCACAGAAGUAGAGUAUGACAAUCAUUUACAACAAAAACACAAUUUACCUGUUAUUACAGUAAAACAUGUUGAUACAACGAAGAAAAAAGAAGAAAAAGCAAGUGUGCCAGAUACAUAUCCACAGCUCAAUCAAAUAUUAGAAGAAGCAAAUGGCCUCAAUACAUCUUUAGCUCAAGAAUUACAGUCUGUGGCUACAGAUGAAGUAGUGUCUUUAGGGAGAAACCUUAAGGCUAAUACUAAAGAUGAAACAAAUGAUUCUGAUGUCAAAAGUGUCCAGACAAAUAGUUCUGAUGUACCCUUAAGAACUGACCUCAAGACCAUAAAUUCAGACCAAGCAACAGUUUCUGAUCCAGCUCACAUUGGAGACCUAGAGACUGCAGCCCAAGCAAAGGGUUCAGAAAAAUCUUUGAGUACAAGCAACAAGUAUGGAAAUACAAACCAAGCAAAUGAAUUAUCUCCGAAUGCAUUGCUUGACCUCAAUGUUUUAGCUUCAAAUCAAACAGCUCCUAUAACAGAUACGCAGAGCAAAUCUGAACACUUAUCCCCCACAGACAUCAAAUCAAAGACAGCUAUAGAGCCAGGUUUAUCUGAUCCUAGACAAAGCUAUGUUACAUGGAAGUGUAGAUACUGUUUCAAAUUGUUCCAUGAUCAUAUUUGUACUGCAAAUCAUGUUAGAUUGCAUCAUCCCGGGAAAGUUAUCAGUGCAAUAAAAGUGACUAAAUACAAAUCUUCAAAUAAGAAGGAUCCGAUCAAUGGCAAUUCCAAAACACCAACCAAACAACAAUCAACAAAUGUCAUUCAAACAGUCAAUACAAAUUCGCCCCUGAUAGUUCUAAAUACUGCUGCUGUUCCUGUCUACUCUGGCAACAAACAAGAAAUCAACUUGCCUAUUUUAUCUACAACAUCACUUGAUUCUGAUGCCAAAUCCACAAUUACUAAUCUAGAUGAAUGUUCGAUAUGUGCAGUGAAAGUAAAAGCUGAAAAUAUGGACCAACAUUUGCUUAUUCACUCAACAAAGUCCCUAUACGAUGUAGCCUUCCAAUGUGGCUUGUGUGAUGUUGCAGCUUUGCACAUAAAGAAGGUCGAACAGCAUUUUUAUAAGACUCAUGGGGAAAAUUUGAAAUUUGCUUCCAAUGUUGCAUUCCUGUACAGAUGUAAGAAGUGCUCUCUUAUUAAACAUCAGGAAACUGGUAUACUUCUUCACAUUCAAUCCAUGCACCCGUCUCUGUGGACCCAAUAUUGUAAUAAUAUCGCAGAAGAUCCAAAUGUGAAAACUGCUGUUUCUCUCUCUACUGUCACUAAAGUUGAUCAUGAUGAUGUCAAAGGAGAAAUUCCACAUGUCCAGAAAGAAGAGGCAUCAAAGCCACAGUAUGUUUUAACUCCAAGAGGACUGAAGCGUUUGGACAAAAUCAACGACCCCAAGGAAGCAGAAUAUGAUAAACAAGACAAUGCUGAAGCUCUGAUACCUAUUCAACCUUCACUCAUUGUAUCUCCUGAUGAUGAACUAGAAAAUUCUUCUGACUCCGGAUCCAAGACUGAAGAUGAAAGUCCAAGCUCUGAAUACAUUCCAUCUUCUGAUGAUGAAGACUAUACCCCCAAGCCAAGAAAGAAAAAAUAUAGAAAGACAGAAACUAAAUUCCUGAAUAAGAGGAAAAUAGACACUCCAGGAAAUAAUGAACUGAGAAAAAGAGUGAGGAAAGACAUACACAUUCAUGUAUCACUUUGUGGAAAGGCUAAGGAUGUAUUAGGAUCAUAUAAAUCCUUAGGCAUGAGACAAUUAAAAAACAGUUGCCUUUUCGUAUGUGCACACUGUGGGUUUGAAACACGUGCUCUUACAGUAUCUAGACACAAGACUAAGAUGCUAGAUCAUCUAAAGGAUUGUUGUAAAAAUAAAACAAUGGGAGUGGCUGUAGAUAUCAGAAACCAUAUUGGAAAACAGGCUUGCAAAGUUUUUUUUUGCUUGAACUGCAAAAAUAUGUUCUCUAGAUUUAUACUUUAUGAAAAACAUGUUCAAAAAUGUCAAGAUCAAACUAAAGUUAGCAUUUGUGCUACAGCAAGAAACGCGAUGGAUUCAUAUCGAUCUAUGGGCAAGACAACUGGAACUGGUAAUUGCAUUCUUGUAUGCACUCACUGUGGAGUCGAAGCAUGUGCUUUGGACAUGCGUUUAACAGAAUUGUUAAUGUUUAAUCACCUCCAAGAAUGUUCAGAGUUAGAUUCAACUUUUGGAGUUGCUGUAGAUAUAAAAAAGUACAUUGAUAGACAGCGUUGUAAAGUCUUUUUUUGUCUGAAGAAUUUUUGUCAGCGAGCUUUCUCAGCCUACUCAUUAUUUGAAAGACAUAGACAAAUAUGUGAACAACGAGUUUUAUCGAGAACCCCUUCUUUCACUCCUUCCUUUACCAAUUCUGAAAUUGACACUACAAACAAUGAUGAUAAUGAAGUUGUCCAUCCUCCAAAAUGUAUUAAACAGGAACUAGAUGAUGAUGCUCCACCUGAUAUAUCAAAAAGCUUCUACCCAGUUAGCAAUAAUAAUGGCAAAGAUUUCUCAGAUAGGGUCAUAGAUAAUGAUGCAACAGGAAACGGUAUGCCUAGUCUUCUUAAGAGGUCUAUCGAACAUGAACAAGAAGACAUACAGAUUGAGCCAGCUGAAUUCUCUGAAUCAAAUCUUGCAUUAGAGAAAGAUUGGGUUCCCCCUAAUCUUGAGUAUAAUAUUCCACUUAGUACCACAUCACAAUCUGGAAAAGGGAAUUCUAAAAGAAGGAAAAAGAUGUCAUAUAAAGGCAAGCAAUUCAAAGCAAGUAGUGCAAUGCAACAUGAGGCUUUUGGAUAUCAGUGUCUUAAAUGUAGAAAUGAUGUCACCUCUAUACCUGAUAUGAAACAACAUAUUAUUUGGAACCAUCCACACUCUGAUACUCCUUGGACCUGUAGGGACAAUCAUUUAAGGUUCCAAAAAAAGUCUUCAAAGCUAUAUUUAUGCCAUCGAGACAAUUGUUCCCUUUCCACUCCAGAUUUAAGUGAAAUAAACCAACAUAUCGAGGAACAUGACUGUAGUGAUGAAUCAUUAAUGGCCCAACAGAUUGGGUCAAAUACAGAUCCUCCAGACUUUGAGCGAGCAGAGGAUCUUUUGAAAACACAAAACAUUAAAUCUGAACCGUUAGACAUUGAAUAUGAAGUAAAUCUUGAACCUCAGGAUAAAUAUCAGGAUUCUGACUUCAACCUAGAUGAUACAAUCAAGCAAGAAUGCAUAGAUUCUGUUCAUGACUCUAAUGUAGAGUACACUCAUGAUGAUCUUGAACUGACAGUAGGAGAUGCCUGUGAUUCACAGUCAGUCACCCAGAAGGAUGACAAGAUGUACUAUUGCUCAUAUUGUCAAUUCCGCACAAGCACACUCUCCCACAUAAGGUCCCAUGUUGCUGAUGAGCAUGACUCGAUGGAAGGUGGUUAUACUGAGAUGUCUUCACGAGUGAAUGCUGAUGGGGAUGUUGUUGUCAAUGUGACAGGAAGUAAUGAUUCUAGUAAAGAUGGAGAUGAGUCUGAUGCUGGUGUAAGCAAGCCUUCAAGCCCAAUGAAUCAUAUCUUCAAAGAUUCAAAUGACACCAAUUUAGAAAAUAGUGAUUUAGCUAACUCUGACAAUAAUAUUCAACCUGAUGAUGCUCCUAGAUUCUUUGGAGACAUUAACAAUCCAGAAAGUGAUAACGAUGGUGAUCUGAUUGAAUCAGAUCAUAUCAACGCUGUAUCAAGUACUUCUAAAGUGUCAGACUCUAACGAGGAUUCUCAAAAUGACACAUUUUACAAUAAGAAACCUCUUAUUGUCAACCAUAUAAGUAGAUCUAAUUGGAAGAAUGGAACAAUUGACAACACUGAUGCUGAAGAGGUUUGAAGCAAUAGUGAUAACUCUAACAGUACAAGUGAACCAGAAAAUUCUGAUUCUGAAUUCUGAUUGCCUUUGAGAUCACACCGUGACAUUAAUUGAUCUCAGUUCAUUUGUUUUACAGCUGAAAAUGCACACUUGGAAUGCAAUGUGAUAGUGACUUGUACUUGGAGGUCUUUAACAGUAACUUUAUAAAAGUUAAGAAUUCUUAAGUCAGUUACUCUCAUAAUAUAGUCAUUAUAUCCAUAGUUCAACAAUUAUUUAGGAAUCUUUAACCCUACAAGUUAUUGUUAAUGACCUCUCCAAGAUUAUUCUUUAUACAUUUUGAGAUUAGUGAAUCGUUAAAAGUGUGUCUUUUAACUCCUGAAUCGUAAUCUUAUUCUUGUGAAGUGAAGUAUACUCUGUAUGUAUUCAUAUUUUCAAAAGGUGUACAUUUCUAGGCUGUUAUGGCAACUCUAUGACAUACAUGUGCCUUGUGCAAGUAUAAUCGGCUAAAACACAAUAGAAGUUAAGCAUGGUCAUUGAUUGAAUCUUGUUCAUACAUGUCAUAUUGACCGCCUUAUUUGCAACAUUAUGAUUUGAAGUUUUGCUUUGAAUGUCAAAUUUUUUUGGAGCAUUCAAGUAGUCUUUAGUCGAAGGUACUAUCAAAAUGACAUAUUUUACAUUGUUGGAGAUUUGCCUUGAACAUGGCUAUGGAAUGGAUUUGUUGAAAUGUUAUAGUCCACUUUAAAACAGCUAUAGAUAUUGAAUGAAAAUUAAUGUAUGAAAUAAGACAUAGUUCACAAAUUACUUUAAAUAUAAUGAAUGGAAAGCCCAAAAAAUCCCUUGUAUGUUGUGGGACUACAGUGAAACCUGUAAAGUGGAACACCUUUAGAAGUGGAACACUUCUGUUUGUAGAACAUUUUUCAGAGUCCAAAGACCAACUGAAUUAAUGUUAAAUGAACCUCUAUAAGUGGAACACCUCCU
Owenia fusiformis is the source of this 6297-nucleotide messenger RNA. NCBI's taxonomy places the organism in Eukaryota, Metazoa, Annelida, Polychaeta, Sabellida, Oweniidae. The record is from the annotation of a GenBank genome assembly.